Molecule: messenger RNA, 2237 nt
Organism: Fusarium oxysporum Fo47
Lineage: Eukaryota; Fungi; Ascomycota; Sordariomycetes; Hypocreales; Nectriaceae
Product: heterokaryon incompatibility protein-domain-containing protein
Exons: 3
Coding region: 130-2226 (698 amino acids)
Source: RefSeq, a predicted model, not a curated record
GCAUCCUCUAACCUGUGAGUUAAGUUGCAAGAGUGCAGCCAGAAUAUUCGGACGCUUUUGUAUAAUGGUUUAAGUGAUAGUGCGAUAACUCCCAAGACCACUUCCAGUCGUUUUCUACUAACAUCCAACAUGUCUAUCGAGAAUUCAAGACUGUGCUACUUCUGCCGUAAGCUCGAGCCGGUAGACCAGCCUUGUCCUUUGAUUCAGAGUCAGCCAACUCAGAUCUUCUCCAGUAUAAAUGGUGUCACGAAGCCAUGGACGAAGCAGGAUGAAGAUCUCUUAGAACAACUCCGCCGCCGGCCAAGUGAGCUCUGUUCACGAUGCGCCAAAUUCGACAUCAUUCGCGCCUUCAGCGAAGCGGAUCCUUUAGAUGAAAGCCAGAGAGGCGAGCUAGAAAAGGCCCAGUAUAUUCAACACGCUGAAAGAGAGGAACAAUACAGACUACGCUUCGGUCUUUUGUCACAGUUUCACAUGAAGCCUUCUUGCCCGCUAUGUCGGUUGCUCUAUCGGCUCAUUCCUAGACCUCCACCAGAGCACGAUACUACUGUUCUCACUCUCAUUCCCUACCGGUGGCAUAUCCGACAAGAUCACUGGGAAGGCGUUCCGGAAGAUCAUAAGCGAAAGUUCGCCAUUUGGUUUGGUCUUUCAACACCUGGUCUCGAUAUGUCUGGGCCGAGUUUCUUUAACGCGAGUCAGCAGUUGAGAGUUGCUAUGAUGACGGGUGAAGCCAUUGCUAUGCACCCAAACUCUUCAUCAGAGGAUUCUUAUAGCGCCAGGGUUAUCGAAGGGAUGGUUAACGUUGAUCAUAUUAGGAAGGGCCUUGAGCAUUGCCGGAAGCAUCACUCAGAACAAUGCAAUGCUAAGUUCGAUAAAGGCCUACUCAUUACGAAAAUGCUGGACGUUAAUGCCCGAAAGGUCGUGGAUUGUCCUGAUAACUGCGACUAUCUAGCUCUCAGCUAUGUCUGGGGCGGUAUUCACCCAGCUGAUGGGGCUUUGGAGGCUGGGACACUUCCUCAGACGAUCGAGGAUGCCAUCACUCUGACCAAAAGGCUUGGAAAGAAAUACCUAUGGGUUGAUGCCCUCUGUAUCGAUCAAAGCCCCAGCCCAACGCCCGAACAAGCAGCCAGCAAAGCCAAACAGCUACAACUCAUGCACCUAAUCUACUACUGCGCCACAAUAACGAUCUUUGCUGUCGCAGGUCCGCGCUCCGACUACGGCAUUCCUGGAAUCUCAAAGCCACGCGUGGGAUCUACGCGGGAGCACAUCAACGGAAAGGAGCUUGUAGUAGUCCCUCCACAGAUCAUGACAGAGAUAAAGUCUUCCGUUUGGCAAACGAGAGCCUGGACGUGGCAAGAGGAUGUUUUGUCUACGAGAAAGUUGUACUUGACGGAGACGCAAUGGAUUCUUCAGUGCAAUGAGACGCUGGGACCGAGUGAUUAUGCUGAGGCGCACAAUACGGCUUUGGACCUUACUUGGACUAAAGUUUCUGGUGGGAAGAUAAAAGCUGGUUACGUUGAGGCUACGAAUACCGAGUUCCUCGACCGAACUUCCUCCAUGUUCAUAUCAGCGGUGACAACGUAUACUUCACGAUCUCUUACCAACGAUGGUGAUUCUCUAAAUGCCUUCCAAGGCGGUCUCGCACGCUUUGGUAAACCAGUCUAUCCCCAAGGCUUUGAAUGGGGCAUGCCACUCAAAGAAUUCCCUCAGUCACUGGCCUGGAUCCAUGACCAUACAGUCAAGCCUACAAGACGAUCAGCUUUCCCAAGCUGGAGUUGGGCAGGCUGGGGCGGAACUGUGCAGUAUCCGACUGAUCUUACUGAAACAGAAACUGAGAACGGUGAUCUCAUUCCGCGGAUGGUCAGUAUUGAUGACAAGAUGGUUACACUGGAAGGAUGGACUGUAACACUUGAUAUUCGAACUGAUCCGUUCAGUGAGGUAGUUAUACCCGGUACUGAUCAGGCGAUUGGAUGUGUUACGGAGAGGAAUUUUAAGCAUAACAUGACUUUACCGACGGGGAAAUAUCGGUGUUUGGUUGCGUCGAGACUCAAGAAGGAAGUGUUGAGGAAUGGAUUGGUGAAUCAGUUGAUCUACCUGGUAGUUUUAAAAGGCGAUCAGGAUGUUGAGAUUGAAGAAAGGCAAACGGCUAUUACAGUAAGCAGGCUUGCUAUUGAGGGAAAGGACUUUAUGGAGUUUGGUCCAAAGAAGACAGUCAUCAAUAUGAAGUAGAAGUAUGUCUG